Molecule: messenger RNA, 2863 nt
Organism: Dichomitus squalens LYAD-421 SS1
Lineage: Eukaryota; Fungi; Basidiomycota; Agaricomycetes; Polyporales; Polyporaceae
Product: WSC-domain-containing protein
Exons: 11
Coding region: 725-2863 (712 amino acids)
Source: RefSeq, a predicted model, not a curated record
CCAGUUGUUCUGCUCCUAUGUAGUCAAGCAUAUGUCAACUCCGAGAAACUCCAGCCGUCGCCUUGCUUCACUCGAUGUCCUAGUUGAUGCUUGGUGACCCUGCAAAUCCCGUCCCUCUCAACAUUUCGAUGCCAGCGGCCGUUGUACUUCCGAGGCUUGCUCUCGAACGCCGGACGCUCAUAUUAGAACAGUCUAUCGAGUCUGGAGCAGUCUGUUGAGGAGGUCUUGGAGCCUGACCCACCGGAUUCUUGAGACAUGAGCUGGAGGUAGAUCAUGCCAGCAAAGUGGCGGAGGAAGGCCUGUACUCCGGCUGACAGCUCUGGAACCCCAAACUCGUCUUAUAGCGAUAUCCGCCUUGUACUAUGCCACGAUCGCCAGCCAGGGACGGUGUGCAACCACUGGCACAACAUCUCGUAACUCAUGAAGCCGAGAUUGACACGGCCGUACCCAUAUGGAAUGAUUAUCUAGUAGUGCCAAUUUUCCCGGUUAAGUACCGUCUGGUCAAUGAUGCUCUCACAGCGCCACUUCUCUCAUGGUGCAUGCCGGGAUGUUAGCUUUUUCAGAAUGACACUUUUUGAGUCCCAUCCUCGUGGGGUAUACGCAGAGCUCAAGGCGAGCUGAUGCUGUUCUCCGUACGAGGUAUAAAAGUCCUUUGCUUGAGUGCGGAGGUGCUUCAUCACCCAGCUCGAACGGUGUCGAUCGCGUCUGCAAUUCCCACUCAGCUAUGCGUACCACUAUGUCGACGCUCGUUACGCUCGUGUUGGCUGUCAAUGCCGAACAACACUGGGCUUUCGGUAACGUUAGACCGAUUGUCACGACCCGUCUUGACCCCGUCAUCAACUCCAAUGCGAUCGGAUCACACGUCCACUCGGUUGUGGGCGCAAGCCGGUUCAAGGAUGUGUAUGACCCAGCCGAUCUCGUCCAGAGCAACUGUACCACAAUUCCCGUACAACCAGACAAGAGCAACUACUGGGCGCCUCAACUGUACCAUCAAGAUCAGAAUACUGGGCUAUUCACUCCAAUCCCGACGUCUUUCAAUAUCUACUACCUCCUGCGACCGGGCCCAAAGAAUGAGUCCAUUAAGGCGUUUCCGCCUGGCCUCCGUAUGAUCGCUGGAGACACGAGCAGGCGCUCAUACAACGCGUCUGACUUCGCUCAACAAGCCAUCAGCUUUGUCUGUUUGGACGACAGCGAUGACCACGUGAACGACCCCGACUGGGCCGAGCGGCCGAACUUCUUCGACCACAACUGCCCGAAUGGUAUGCGCGCCCAGGUGUUCUUCCCUUCUUGCUGGGAUGGUGUCAAUCUCGACUCUCCCAACCACACAUCACACAUGGCCUACCCAAUUCAGAACUACAAUAGCGGCGAUUGCCCGGAGAGCCAUCCCGUCCACGUCGUCUCGCUCUUCUAUGAGAUGGAUGUAUCCGUCGGCCAGUUUGACUUCUGGGGUAACGGUACCUGGGUUCUUGCGAACGGCGACACGACCGGGUACGGACACCACGGCGAUUUCACGAACGGAUGGGACGUCGACCUCCUCCAGAACGCCAUCGACAACUGUCCGAACGCGACUGGGAAUGUCGGGGACUGUCCGCCUCUCGCUGCCCUGCUGGAUCAGGCGUCUGCAGAUGCUUGUGUGCUGGAGACGGAGAUUGUUGACGAGGAAACCGGCUUCAACGCUCCGCUCUCGUCGCUACCAGGCUGCAAUCCGCUGUGGAACGGGACCGGAACGCGGCCGGAAUGCUCGAGCAACGGGAGCGUUCCGCAGCUGAUACCAGCGCAGAUCCCGCUUCCGACCAACUGGUCCGAGGUUGGGUGUAUCGUCGAGGGCACGAACGGCCGGGCAUUGGUCGGUGCAUCCACGACGAGCCCAAAUAUGACGCGCGCGUCAUGCGCUUCGUUCUGCCAGUCGCUGGGGUUCGCAUUGGCUGGCGUCGAGUUCUCAGACGAGUGUUACUGUGAUAACAAGCUGCGGAAUGGCGCGUCGAAUGCGACGGUGACGUGGAACGAGUGCACGAACCAUUGUGCUGGGAAUAGCAAUGAGAUCUGCGGUGGUCCCAUGCUCCUUACCCUCCUUGUCAACUCAAACCCCCCUCCUCCGCCGCCCGACACCAUUCUCCCACCUGGAUGGUCUUUUGUCGGCUGUGUGUCAGACAAUCCAGCACGCGCCCUCACAGGCUUCAACACCGCGAACAACCAGAUGACGCACGAUUCGUGCAUAGCGACGUGCUCCUCUCAGAACUUCUCGAUCGCCGGUAUAGAAUUUGGCAGUGAAUGUUACUGUGGUGAUUCUUUUGCGAACGGAGGUGGCGACCUCCUGGACUCUUCUAGUUGCAGCGUCGUCUGCUCAGGAGAUGCGCUAAGCACCUGUGGUGGCAGCUGGGCGCUGAGCGCGUUCCAGUCCAAUGUCACGGUGAUUCUCCCAUCGUCGGCGACCUCAUCCCCUGCUGCGCCUUCGACGUCCGCCUCAUCGGCCUUCUCGACAUCUCUUUCAACAUCGACAUCUCUUUCAACAUCGACAUCUCUUUCAACAUCGACAUCUCUUUCAACAUCGACAUCUCUUUCAACAUCGACAUCUCUUUCAACAUCGACAUCUCUUUCAACAUCGACAUCUCUUUCAACAUCGACAUCUCAGGUGUCAUCCGUGCCUAUCUCGUCCUCUUCCCCAGUUUCCUCGGCAUCUUUGCCAGCAACUUCGGUCCCUGUAUCUGUUGUCCCCUCCGUCGCCAGCUCAGCUACGUCGUCCGUUACUGCCUCCAGUUCCAUAUCCGCCUCCCAGUCUACUGCCAUAUCUGUUUCGGGCUCUACCCUAAGUGCGAGUUCUAGUGUACCAUCAAACACCACCGAUUCCUUGCCAGUAGCCUAA